This is a messenger RNA of Scedosporium apiospermum, 813 nucleotides long. RefSeq lists its product as uncharacterized. Bases 1 to 813 code for a protein of 270 amino acids. The record is from RefSeq and is a predicted model, not a curated record. Gene Ontology annotation, molecular function: oxidoreductase activity, acting on the CH-OH group of donors, NAD or NADP as acceptor. The transcript is spliced from 5 exons. NCBI's taxonomy places the organism in Eukaryota, Fungi, Ascomycota, Sordariomycetes, Microascales, Microascaceae.
AUGUCCACCACUUAUCUCGUCACCGGCGUUUCGGGCAGCCUCGGGUGGGCAUUUCUGAAACAUCUCUCCAACGAUCCCAAUAACACCGUCAUCGGCCUUGUCCGCAACAAGCCCGGCACGGAGAAGCGCAUUGCGGAAGAGCUUAGCGACCGCAAGAACAUUCAAGUCGUAGAGGGUGAUAUCACAAGCUACGAAUCGCUCAAGAAAUCGGUGGACGAAGUGAGCAAAAUCACUGGGGGAAGCCUCGAGUACCUCAUCGCCAAUGCAGGCUUGGUUUCACGUUGGUCCGGCAACUUGCCGAUAGACAUUCUUUCCGAGACUCCAGAGAAACUCGAGGAAAACCUCCUCGACACUUUCCGCGUCAAUGUCAUCGGCCAGAUUAACCUUUUCAAUUCCUUCCUCCCCUUGAUCCUUAAGGGCAAGACGAAGAAGGUCAUCACUUUGGGCACUGGCUUGGCCGAUACUAACUUGACAGCCAAGUACAACGUUGAAGUCGCAGCCCCCUACUCAAUCAGCAAGGCGGGAACCAACAUGGCCGUGGCCAAGUACCACGCCACCUACGGCCCUCGGGGUGUCCUAUUCAUGUCUAUUAGCCCUGGCUUCGUUGAGAGUGGCCACCAAGACGGCCUGACCGAGCAGGAGAUACCGUAUGUGCAAAGGAUGGUUGCCAGUUUCGGGGAAUACGCUCCACAUGCUCGAAAGUUCACGCCGGAGGAAUCCGUUGACUAUAUGUUGAAGGUUGUUCACGAUGCGACCAUCGAGAAGUAUGGAGGUGCUGCUGUGUCACACAACGGAGACGACCAAUGGCUCUAG